UCUGUGUGGGGGCCACUGGACCUGCUCAGUCUGGUGGCAGCAAGCGUCUCGAACCCAUCUGACACAAUCUUCUGGAAGGCAGCCCUCUUGUUGCCAAGUGAUCAUGAAAGAGAUGCCAGUGUUGCUAACCAGAUUUUGACAGAAUGGCUGGAGUCCAAAUUCGGUAACUCGGAGAAACAAGAACACAGGGAGAUGGUCCCCAACGGACACAUGCAAACCUUGAGCAUCAGCAGCGGCCUGCGGAGCGUGGGGGAGCGCAUGCACACAGUGCACGUGUGUGUGAAGGUGUGGCAGAUAGGGGGGAACUUGCCGAUGAAUAUCGACAGGCUUCAUGCCCCUGUGUUGCAUGUUCUGUCAUUAAUGUUAGUCUAGCAUAGCUUAACAUAGCCUAGCAUAGUCUGGCACUAUGUGAUAUUAGCAGGUCCUGUGGUACCACAGAUGUUUGCGAAGGGUGCAAGUGCAGGAAGUGAGGCCAUGUUUCUCACUGUGGGUCAGGUGGCCCGCGGGCCCCUCAGCGAGGAAGGCCAGUUGGCAUUGGAGAAGCGGAAGGGGCUGAUGGGCAUGGGCGCCCUGCUGAUGCUGCCGCCCUCGGCAGUCAGUCCCGGGGCUGAUGAGGAAGACGGGGACAUCUUCCUGUUAUCUGCCCUGCUGCAACUCCGGCAGAUCCAGCAGGCUAAUGCCUGGCCACAGGCCCUUCCUCUGGUGGUGGUGGUCCCAGGGCAGGCUGGGCACAGGGCCAGCGAUGAACGGCUAGAGGAAGACCUGAUGCUUCAGACACUCAUUGAGGAAGGUUUGAUUUCAGAGUACAUGUUCGUCCAUAUCCCCGAGACCACGAACGAACCCCAAGGAUCCGAGCAGGUGAGUGUGCAUGUUGUCGCUGGCCUCGGUAAGAUUGAACCAUCCCAUUGACCAUCACCCCCGUCUCCCCGCAGAUCCGCCAUGCCGUCAGGUGGCUCGCUGCCCGCUCCACGGCACCAGCCCGGCUCGUCUCGCAGACGUUGGUGCAGGUUGUGGAGGCCGGGCUCUGCCGCGAGUUUGCUGGUAGGCUUCACCGUGAUCGGAGGGAC
This is a messenger RNA of Brienomyrus brachyistius, 1067 nucleotides long. Its product is annotated as germinal-center associated nuclear protein-like. The coding region runs from base 439 to 909 and encodes 156 amino acids. NCBI's taxonomy places the organism in Eukaryota, Metazoa, Chordata, Actinopteri, Osteoglossiformes, Mormyridae. The record is from RefSeq and is a predicted model, not a curated record. The transcript has 3 exons.